AUGGCCCUCAACAUUCGUAAAAACCACCAAGUCCUAAAAAUCAUCAACAACGCCCUAAUUGACCUCCCAACACCAUCAAACAUCUCAACAUGAUGAAACUUCGGGUCUCUACUGGGCAUCUGCUUAGUCACCCAAAUUGUCACAGGUCUUCUGCUAGCCACACACUACACAGCAGACACCAACCUAGCCUUCUCUUCCGUAGCCCACAUAUGCCGAGACGUACAAUUCGGCUGACUAAUCCGUAACCUACAUGCAAACGGAGCCUCCUUCUUCUUCAUCUGCAUCUACCUACACAUCGGCCGAGGAAUCUACUACGGCUCAUACUUAAACAAAGAAACCUGAAACAUCGGAGUCAUCCUCUUAUUGACCCUCAUAGCAACUGCUUUCGUAGGAUACGUCCUGCCAUGAGGCCAAAUGUCAUUCUGAGGAGCUACAGUAAUCACAAACCUGUUCUCAGCAAUCCCAUACAUUGGCCAAACACUAGUAGAAUGAGCCUGAGGAGGAUUUUCCGUCGACAACCCCACAUUAACACGAUUCUUCGCUCUCCACUUCCUACUACCAUUCGUUAUCGUAGGCCUCACACUAGUCCACCUCACCUUCCUACACGAAACUGGAUCAAACAACCCGACAGGAGUCCCAUCGGACUGCGACAAAAUCCCAUUCCACCCUUACUACACCGUAAAAGACAUCCUAGGAUUCGCACUAAUAAUCUCCCUCCUAGUCUCCCUAGCCCUAUUCUCCCCAAACCUCCUAGGAGACCCAGAAAACUUCACACCAGCCAACCCCCUAGUAACCCCUCCCCACAUUAAACCCGAAUGAUACUUCCUAUUCGCCUACGCCAUCCUACGAUCCAUCCCAAACAAACUAGGAGGUGUACUAGCCCUAGCCGCCUCAAUCCUCGUACUAUUCCUAAUACCACUACUCCACACAUCAAAACUACGAUCCAUAACAUUCCGUCCUAUCUCCCAAAUCCUAUUCUGAACCCUAGUCGCAAACGUCCUAGUCCUUACAUGAGUGGGAAGCCAACCAGUAGAACACCCAUUCAUCAUCAUCGGCCAACUAGCCUCGUUCACCUACUUCCUAAUCAUUCUAGUCCUGUUCCCCAUCGCAGCCGCACUAGAAAACAAACUACUAAAACUUUAA
Molecule: messenger RNA, 1143 nt
Organism: Haemorhous mexicanus (house finch)
Lineage: Eukaryota; Metazoa; Chordata; Aves; Passeriformes; Fringillidae
Source: the annotation of a RefSeq genome assembly